This is a messenger RNA of Oryctolagus cuniculus (rabbit), 8093 nucleotides long. Lineage: Eukaryota; Metazoa; Chordata; Mammalia; Lagomorpha; Leporidae. The record is from RefSeq and is a predicted model, not a curated record.
GCGGCUGCGCCCCGCACGAUGGGGGGCAGCCCGACCCCAGCCUCGGUGGCCGCGGACCUUCGCCGCCGACCACGCCGCGUCUGCCAGCUCCCGCCGCUGCUGCUGCUGUUGCUAUUGCUGCCCGGGCGCAGUGCCCUCCUCACCUCGAAGGCAACAUGAAGGAGACGCGGGGCGACGGAGGGAGCGCCCCCUUCUGCACCCGCCUCAACCACUCGUAUCCAGGCAUGUGGGCGCCCGAGGCACGGGGCAACCUCACACGCCCCCCAGGGCCCGGCGAGGACUGUGGCUCGGUGUCCGUGGCCUUCCCGAUCACCAUGCUGAUCACCGGCUUCGUGGGCAACGCGCUGGCCAUGCUGCUCGUGUCGCGUAGCUACCGGCGUCGGGAGAGCAAGCGCAAGAAGUCGUUCCUGUUGUGCAUCGGCUGGCUGGCGCUCACUGACCUGGUCGGGCAGCUGCUCACAAGCCCCGUGGUCAUCUUGGUGUACCUAUCCAAGCAGCGCUGGGAGCAGCUCGACCCGUCGGGGCGCCUGUGCACCUUCUUUGGUCUGACCAUGACUGUUUUCGGGCUGUCCUCGCUCUUCAUCGCCAGCGCCAUGGCUGUCGAGAGGGCGCUGGCCAUCCGUGCGCCACACUGGUACGCGAGCCACAUGAAGACGCGUGCCACUCGCGCCGUCCUGCUGGGCGUGUGGCUGGCAGUGCUCGCCUUCGCCCUGCUACCUGUGCUGGGUGUGGGCCAGUACACCAUCCAGUGGCCCGGGACGUGGUGCUUCAUCAGCACCGGACGAGGGGACAACGGGACGAGCUCUUCACACAACUGGGGCAACCUUUUCUUCGCCUCCACCUUUGCCUUCCUGGGCCUCUUGGCGCUGGCCAUCACCUUCGCCUGCAACCUGGCCACCAUUAAGGCUCUGGUGUCCCGCUGCCGGGCAAAGGCGGCAGCAUCACAGUCCAGUGCCCAGUGGGGCCGGAUCACGACCGAGACGGCCAUCCAGCUCAUGGGGAUCAUGUGCGUGCUGUCGGUCUGCUGGUCGCCCCUACUGAUAAUGAUGUUGAAAAUGAUCUUCAAUCAGACAUCAGUUGAGCACUGCAAGACAGACACAGGAAAGCAGAAAGAAUGCAACUUCUUCUUAAUAGCUGUUCGCCUGGCUUCACUGAACCAGAUAUUGGAUCCCUGGGUUUAUCUGCUGCUAAGAAAGAUUCUUCUUCGGAAGUUUUGCCAGGUAAUUCAUGAAAAUAAUGAGCAGAAGGAUGAAAUUCAGCGUGAGAACAGGAACAUCUCACACAGUGGGCAACACGAAGAGGCCAGAGACAGUGAGAAGAGCAAAACCAUCCCUGGCCUGUUCUCCAUUCUGCUGCAGGCUGACCCUGGUGCUCGUCCUUAUCAGCAAUGUGAGAGAGCAGUGGAGAAAAACACAGAGAUGCUGUCUGACUGUGUGUUUGGCACCUCACGCUUCAGGAAAAUUUCAACAUAAGCAAGUCUUUUUCAACAUGAAAAUAAACUAAUAAUUCAAUAAUUACAGUAGAACUUCCCUAAAUGGUAUUUUUAUGUAUUCCUAUAACAUUUUGCAAUAAAUGAAAGUAAUUUCAUUACUCUAACAUUCUAUGCUGAGCUCUUUGAGGUAACUAAGACAGACGUUUCCUCUAUUUUACUGUUAAAAAAGUAAAAUGGUGGCAGGGCCUACUCAGGUACUCAGGUAGAGCACAGCUCCCCAGCCACAGGAAAUGCUGCUAAAGAUGUUUUAUGUCCCUUCCAAGUGCCCAGUAAUGUAGUUCUAAUUUUCAUUAUGACAUUUUCAGGAUAGUGUUGUCUCCCAUUAUUUGUAAAAAUAAGAAAUCUGAGGUUCAGAGACACUAAACAAACUUGCCCAAAGUCACUGGUAAACAUCAAUAAAUAAUAAGCGUGCAAACUGAUAAAGUCCACAGUCCCUAAGUCCCUAAGUCCACAGUCCCUGCCUUCCUAAGACCCUCACUUCUUUCACUGUUAGUUUACUUGCUGAAAUCUAGUGUCAGUGAUUUUUAUUAACAAUAGAAUUACUAUAUGCAUGGAGAAGAGACUUCCAGAGUAUAAUAGAAUGUUAGAAAGUUUGUCUUAGAAAAAAAGGCUUAAGUUUUCUCAAGUUAUUCCUCAAUUAUAACUACUGAUAAAUUUUGUGAUGAAAGUUUAAAAGUGAGAUAUUUAUUUUGUCUUUGUUCCCUUUUUCUAUGUACUUUCUGGAGGUGAUAGUGAAGAGCAGUGAAAUGAGCAAAACCACUUUGUCUCAAAAGAAAAUGGGGGCUCGCAUUGUGGGGCUGUACGGGUGCAGCUGCUGCUUGCGAUGCCCUCGUUCCUUAGCAGAGAGGCUGGCUGCAUUCCACUUCUAAUUCAGCUUCUUAGCAAUGCACCUGGAAGACAGCAGCUGAUGUCCCAAGUCCCUGCCACCCAUGUGGGAGACCUGGAUGGAGUGGUGGCUCCUGGCUUCAUUCAACCCAGCCCAGUCCAAGCUGUUACAAGUAUUCAAGAAGUGAACCAGCAAAAGGAAGGUCUCUCUCUCUCUUUCUCUUCUCUCUCUCUUUCUGUCAUUUUGCCUCUUAAGUAGAUCAAAAAUAAAUAAACAUUUAAAAGAAGAGGGAACCGGCGCCGUGGCUCAAUAGGCUAAUCCUCUGCCUUGCGGUGCCAGCACACCGGGUUCUAGUCCUGGUUGGGGCGCCGGAUUCUGUCCCGGUUGCUCCUCUUCCAGGCCAGCUCUCUGCUGUGGCCAGGGAGUGCAGAGGAGGAUGGCCCAAGUCCUUGGGCCCUGCACCCCAUGGGACCAGGAUAAGUACCUGGCUCCUGCCAUCGGAUCAGCACGGUGAGCUGGCUGCAGCACGCCGGCCGCGGCAGCCAUUGGAGGGUGAACCAAUGGCAAAGGAAGGUCUGUCUCUCUCUCUCACUGUCCACUCUGCCUGUCAAAAAAAAAAAAAAAAAAAAGCAUCAUUUUGUUUUACCAAAUGACAUGUGAACUGUAAGUACAUUAAGUAAAUUUUUAGGGUAAUGGUUUAAGGUUGGCUGAAAAAAACAUAUAAAUUAUUCCUGCUCCAUUCAGUACAUUUUAUGACAAUCUUUUUUCUAGACAUAUUAUAGCAAAAUUAGAAAAUUUUAAUAAAGCAAUAAUGAGAAUACAUCAGCUGAAAUUAACCCAAUAAACAGGGCUGAUUUUAUAUUAGAAGUCUUCAAUUAGUUAAGAGAAAUAAAAAUUAUCCCAAAUAAUGCAAAAAUUUCAAAAUAUUUUUGCACCAAAACAAACAUCUUUUCAUUUCAUUUUUUUCAAAAAUUCUUUGAAGUCCCCUCAUAAGUUAUAAGCAAUGAGGUGUAAAUUCCUGCUGCAGAAACUCUUGCCAUAGCCCUUUUAUAUGGGAGAUAUAAAUUACAAAUGUGAAAAAAAUACUAUAUAUAUUUUAGGUUGCAGUAAAGUAGCAGCAAAGCAAAUAUUUAUCUGAAGUCUGAAAAUAAGUAACCUAAAUGGAGAUUUUAGAAUUGAAUUUGCUGGCUUGUGGAAGAUGUCAAAAAUCUUUUUGUGCUAUUGAAUUAGAAAAACUAGUAUUGUCAAUUCAUAAGCAAGAAAGCAAAAAACAGUUACAUUUCACUGUAUCCUCUCAUAGAAAUUUUUGUAACUUACCAAAAAUUGCUUCAGAAUGUCAAGUUUAAAAAGGACCCUAUAGCCGGUGCCAUGGCGCAGUGGGUUAACGCCCUGGCCUGAAGCUCUGGCAUCCCAUAUGGGCACCGGUUCAAGACCCAGCUGCUCCACUUCCUGUCCAGCUCUCUGCUGUGGCCUGGGAAUGCAGUGGAGGAUGCCCCAGGUCCUUGGGCCCCUGCACCCACAUGGGAGACCCGAAGGAAGCUCCUGCCUCCUGGCUUCAGAUCUGCACAGCUCUGGCCAUUGCGGCCAACUGGGAAGUGAACCAUCGGAUGGAAGACCUCUCUCUUUCUCUCUCUCUCUGCCUCUCCUCUCUCUGUGUAACUCUGACUUUCAAGUAAAAUAAAUAAAUCUUUAAAAAAAAAGGACCCUAUAAUGUUUCAGUUAAAUUUCAGAACUAAAAUUCUCCUGGUGGACAAUGAUGCAUUUGUUCAUUAAAAUUGUAAAGCUGAAAGGCUUCUUUCUGAGUUUGUCAUCUAAAUUGUCAUCUAAACCAAUUAUAACAAUAAUUAAACCAGUUUGUGUUCUCUCUUCUUUCACACAUUUAAAGUAAGGUUAACAGAUGUGAGGAUUAAUUUGCAAAUACACAUACUUGUUGGUAAAUACAAAUACCGAUUUGUACAUACAUAUACCAAUCUAUAAAUAUUCUCCAGAAAGAUGCACUCAGGGAAAAGAAACUUUUAGGACUAUUCCAAAUCAAAAAAAAUUUCAACAUUCUUUAAUAUUUUUAUGAAUCAUAGCUAUAUAAUCACUUACUAUGCUGUCACAGAGAUCCAGUAGGGAAUUUAAAAAAUGCCUUGUAUUGUUCUUUAACCACAUACGGAUCUUAAAUCCACUGAUUCCUUGUUCUGCACUCCCUUAAACUCACUCCCCUCACUAGAAUCCUCUGAGAAUGCAUAAUUACCACCUUGUCUAUACUUAACUCCUUCCCCUUGCUGGUUUUUGUCUAUGCUUGGCAUUGCUGGAGGGGUUGUAUAUUACACAGGAAUAUGCAUUUGUCAAAAAUCAUCAAAAUGGGGUGGACAUUUGCUUAGCAGUUAAUAUACCAUUUGGGAUCUACACAUCGCAUAUUGCACUGCCUGUUUGCAUGCAAGCUCCGCUCUCCAUUCCAGAUGCUUGCUAACGUGCACUCUAGGAGGCAAUAGGUGGUGCUUCGAAUAGUUGAGUGCCUGCCUCCCAUGUGGAAACCCUGGAUUGAGUUCCCGGCUCCAAGCAUCAUCUUGCCCAGUCUCAGCUGUUACAGGUGUUUGAGGAAUGAGCCAGUGGAUGAGAGCUUUCUGCAUCUGUCUGCUUCUCAAAAUAAAUAUUAAUUAAUUAAUCAAAUAAAAAUAAAAAAUCAAACUGGGUGACAUGUCAAUACCUGAGUAGUGACAACAAGGAAAUCAUCACCCUAUAGUCUAUCUUUUCAAAAAAAUUUUUUAACAGAUUUACUUAUUUAUUUGAAAGUCAGAGUUACAGAGAGAGGUGAAACCUGUCUUGUCUUUCCAAUCUGUAAUAAAUAUUUUGUAGCCCCCUACAUAGCCCAUAUCACUCCUCUAGAAAUUAAUCCCAUGUCCCUCAUACAGCUUUGUGGGUUUUUUUUUUUUUUAGCUAUUUUUAAAAGAUUUUAUUUAUUUAUUUGAGAGGUAGAGUUACAGAUAGUGAGAGGGAGAGACAGAGAGUAAGGUUUUGCAUUCAUUGGUUCACUCCCCUGUCGCUCCCCGUCUUCGUGGAGGAACGACACAGGACCCUGCGCUGUUCUUUCGUCUGCUUGGCCCUCCCUGGGUUUGCUGCUGGUUCUUCCCGGGUUGGCUACCGUCCCUUCCACCUCCAUGGAAGGGCGGUUCCCCCUGCCACUUUCCCCACUUCCGCGGGGGAGCGGCACACCGCCGGCCAGCUCUCUCGGGGGCUGCUCAGGUGUUCCUUCAGAUAGAUGUUCCUGGUGCAUGUUGUCUCUCUCCUCCUUUAUAGUCCUCUUCCACCAAUCCCAACUCUGCUACCCACACGCCGAGUACGCUGCUCUACUCCAAUCAGGAGCAGGUCCUACAGUUUAUUGGUUGAACUGGAGGCAGCUGUGUAGAAGCUGUUUUCUCCUCUCCCAGCGCCAUAUUGUGGGAGAGCAGAUGCAUAGAAUAAGUCUUAAUUCCAGUAACUUAGUCUAGUCCCAGUUGCUCCCAGUUGCUCCCCACACUCCCCAAAUGGCCACAAUGGCUGGAGCUGCGCUGAUCCGAAGCCAGGAACCAGGUGCUUCUUCCCAGUCUCCCACGUGGGUGCAGGGGCCCAAGGACUUGGGCCAUCUUCUACUGCUAUCCCAGGCCACAGCAGAGAGCCGGAUUGGAAGAGGAGCAGCUGGGACUAGAACUGGUGCCCAUAUGGGUGCCGGCGCCACAGGCGGAGGAUUAACCUACUACACCAUGGCACCAGCCCCACAGCUUUGUUUAAGUUAUAUGAUCUUCAAAUGUCACAAUUGGACUAAGGUGUGAUUACUUCUCUAGAGAAUACGAAUUAAGACUUAUAGAUUCAUAUUAGAUAAACUUAAGGUCCAAAGCAACCAGUUAGCUGUAACUGUUACUUUUUAUCAACUAUGAAAUAUUACAAACAUGCAGAAAAUUCCCAAUUACUUCCCCCUAAAUAAGAAAAUAUCAAUUCUCUAUUUGUUUCAGAUUUUCUUUUCCCUAAAAAGUUAUAAAUUUUUGUUAUACACUCAUAAAGAAAAUAUUACCAGAUAUUCCCAUCCCCAGGAAAAAACAAUUAUCAAGAUUUUAUCAGAUUUUCUAUUUGGUUCUAAUUGUAGUAAAAAUAAAAUUUACCACAGUCAUGACUUUUUAAUGUGCAGUUCAGUAGUGCUAACAGUGCUCACUUUGUUGUAUAACAGAUCCCUGGAGCUUUUUCACUACACAAACGCAAAACUUCAUAUGCAUUGAAAAGUAACUCUUUUCCCCUUGUAGCAAGUACAAUUUUGCUUUCUAUAAAUUUGACCGCUUUAGAUUUCUCACUUAAGUGGAAUCAUACAGUAUGUGUGUUUCUGUGACUGUCCUCAGUGUUCAUCCAGGUCAUCUGUAUGACAAGAUUCCCUACUUUUUAAGCUGAUUAAUACUCCCCUUGGGUGUUUUUAUGUAGGCUAGAGGUGUGAUCACCACAGGCUCUUGGUUUCUUCUGGACAUUUGAGCUGAUUCUACCUCAGCCACUAUGAGUAAUGUUGCAGUGAAUACAGUAUGCAAAUACAUCUUCAAGAUUCUCUUUUCAAUUUUGGAUAUGCCAAAUCCUUAAGAAGUUUAUAGAAAAUGAAUAUUAUGAAAGAAGUAUACACAAAGUUAAAAUUCUUUGUACAGGAAUAAACCUUUAAUUCCAUCUUUAAAAAUAUUACUUUAUAGAGGGUAUGAUUCUGUGAAGAUAAUAUUUAAAAGUAUCUAUGCACAAAAUAAUACAGCAGCAACACAUUGUAAUACUUUCUUUACAUUUUUUCUCUUAAUUUCAAUUUUUCACAAAUUUUGAGGUCCCUUCCUAUAUCUAGAGGUAUUUGAGGAAAUUUAAUAUUGAUUUCCAUCAUGGCUGCACUAUUUUACUUUUUCAUCCGUAGUUCAAAAGACUUCAAAAUUGCUUCACAUCCUCAACAAUACUUAUUUUUUUGUUGUGAUGUAGUCACCUUAAUGGUUAUGAAGUAAUAUCUUCUAGGAGUUCUGAUAUAUGUUCCUCUAAUGGUUGGUGUUAUUGAGCGAAUUUUCAUAUUGUUGUUUGUCAUUUGCAUAUCUUUUUUGGAAAAAUGCUUGUCUGGAUUGUUUGUCCAUUUUUAAUUAGGCUAUAUCUUGUGAUUGUGUGGUAGUGCUUUACAUAUUCUAAAUAUAACCUCUUAUCAGAUAACUUGAAAAUAUUUUCUGCCAUCCUGCAGGUUACAGAUCAUUCUCAUGAUAGUUUUGGAUAUGUAAAUUUAAAGUUUGAGUUUAGUUUUUUGUUUUUGUUUUUUUGGCCUGUGCUUUUGGUGUCAUAUCCGUGAUAUCAUUCGAAAUCCAAUUUCAUGAAGCUUUUCUGCUGGUUUCUUCUGGUUUUUAUAUUUUUAGGUCUUAAGUUUAAAUCUUUAGUCUGUUUUGAGCUAGUUUUUUUAAGUAGUGUAAAUAACGAGUCUUAUUUGAUGCUUUCUGCAUGGGCAUAUCCAAUUUAUUCAACACACUGUUGGAGACGCCCUCCUCUCCCCAUUGCAUUUUCUUGACAUCCUUGUCAAGUAUUGGUAGGUUAUAUGCACAUGGGUUUACGUCUGGGCUCUCUGUUCUACUCUACUGGUCUAUGUAUCCAUUUUUAUGUAAGCAUUACACUGUUUUGAUUACAGUAAGCUUUUACCAUUUAAUUUUUAAACACUUUAGCCCUUUUACUUUGUUGACCUUUUUUUCUUUUGUGGAAAUUUCUUUCUAGUUUUAUUUAAAAUGUUAUCAAUGAAAUACUUCUUCUAUCCUAAUUGGUUUGUUU